This is a messenger RNA of Jatropha curcas, 2385 nucleotides long. It is a transcript of the gene PDE135, whose product is annotated as Xanthine/uracil permease family protein. The record is from RefSeq and is a predicted model, not a curated record. Gene Ontology annotation, molecular function: transmembrane transporter activity. Gene Ontology annotation, cellular component: membrane. NCBI's taxonomy places the organism in Eukaryota, Viridiplantae, Streptophyta, Magnoliopsida, Malpighiales, Euphorbiaceae. Gene Ontology annotation, biological process: transmembrane transport.
ACGACAACCUUAAAGCAGAAACAAAGUUUAGUUUAGUUUCUUUUUAGCUAGUAGUAUAGUAAUUAUAAUUAUAAUGCUCUAAUUAAUAUUUUCUUCUCUUCUAAUUUAAUUAAAAUAUAUGUUCAUUCGGAGUUAAUGAAUGACCUCAACUCUUUAAUCUAAUUUCCUUUUCGCUCUCUUUCUGGUAAUUUAUUCAUUUUCCUUCCUUGGAAGAUUUUCAGGGGACUUUCUUUCUUUUCUUUCUUUUUUCUAUCUUUAUUAUUAUAUAUUUGGUUCUUCUCUGUUCUUCCUUUUUCUGGUUUUAGUUUCUUGCUAUCUCUUGUUUCUGUCUGUCGAUGAUUCGGAGCUUUUAAGUUGAUAGACAAAGAUACACGAAACCAGUGACAGAGGAUCUUUUAAGUUGCUACUGUAGUAGAAUAGGUUGUCUAAGUGUAGCAGAGGAAGAGUAACUGCUGAAAAAGAUGGGGGAAACAGCCAACAAUUACCAGCAGCCACCUCCACCACAAGCAGCUGCGCCACCGCCUCCUCCACCAUCUCUUGCUCUUUCAAGGGGUCCUACUUGGACUCCAGCUGAGCAACUCUCGCAGCUCCAGUAUUGCAUCCAUUCCAACCCUUCUUGGCCCGAGACAGCUCUUCUGGCUUUUCAACACUAUAUUGUAAUGCUUGGAACUAUAGUCUUAAUUGCCAGUAAUCUUGUCCCUCGAAUGGGUGGAGACCAUGGCGAUAAAGCUCGUGUGAUUCAAACAUUGCUCUUUAUGGGGGGUGUGAAUACACUGAUCCAGACAUUCAUUGGCACAAGGCUUCCGACUGUGAUGACUGCAUCAGUUGCAUUUACCAUACCGGUGUUGUCAAUUAUCAAGGAUUUAUCUGACGAAAAUUUUGCAGAUGAGCAUGAUAGAUUUACUCACACUAUAAGAACCAUUCAGGGGUCACUGAUUGUUUCUUCCUUCGUCAACAUCAUCCUUGGGUUUAGUUUUGCAUGGGGCAAUUUGACAAGGUUAUUUACUCCCAUUGUUAUAGUACCCGUGGUUAGUUUGGUGGGUCUUGGUCUGUUUAUGAGGGGAUUCCCACUGCUUGCUAACUGUGUGGAGAUUGGCCUGCCUAUGCUGUUAAUCCUAGUCAUUUGUCAGUAUUUGAAGCAUCUCAAUCCAAGGGCCCGCCCUAUACUUGAGAGGUUUAGCUUACUUUUCUGCAUAGGAAUCAUCUGGGCUUUUGCUGCUAUUCUCACCGUUGCUGGUGCUUACAACAAUGUUCGAGAACAAACUAAAAUGAGUUGUCGCACAGAUCGAUCCUUUCUUAUACAAUCUGCUCCAUGGGUUAGAGUCCCAUACCCUUUUCAGUGGGGUGCUCCCAUAUUUAGAGCAAGCCAUGUCUUCGGGAUGAUGGGGGCAGCACUCGUUUCAUCUGCAGAGUCCACUGGAACAUAUUUUGCCGCAGCAAGGCUUGCAGGUGCUACGCACCCUCCAGCACAUAUUCUGACGAGAAGUAUUGGUCUGCAGGGCAUUGGCAUGUUGAUUGAAGGAAUCUUUGGUGCGAUUGUUGGCAACACUGCAUCUGUUGAAAAUGUUGGACUUCUUGGACUAACGCAUAUUGGGAGCCGAAGAGUAGUGCAGAUAUCAACAGCUUUCAUGAUCUUUUUCUCCAUAUUUGGGAAGUUUGGUGCCUUGUUUGCAUCUAUUCCUCUGCCAAUAUUUGCUGCCAUAUAUUGUGUUUUAUUUGGGAUUGUUGCUGCUAUUGGAAUUUCCUUCAUACAGUUCUCGAACAAUAACUCGAUGAGAAAUCACUACAUCUUGGGCUUAUCUUUGUUCCUUGGUUUAUCAAUAUCUCAAUAUUUCAUGACUAACGCCACCCCGCAAGGGAAUGGACCAGUUAAAACAGAUGGUGGAUGGUUCAAUGACAUAUUGAACACGAUUUUCUCAUCACCUCCAACUGUGGCAAUGAUCAUUGGAACGCUACUGGAUAACACAUUGGACGCAAGGCAUACCAUCAACGACAGAGGAAUCCCAUGGUGGAAACCUUUCCAGCACCGGAAAGGCGAUGUUAGAACUGAAGAGUUUUACAGUCUCCCCCUCAGGAUUAAUGAAUGGUUACCCUCUAGAUUUCUCUGAGUACACUUUUACCUACAGUUGUUGUAUAGUAGCCAUACAAUACAACGCAGCGAAUUUCAUGUUAAUAUGCAUGAUGAGGCCUGUUCUUAAUAAGUUUGUAACCGUUAGAGAUUGUUUAUCAUAGUUCAUUAUCCUCUGGUAAUUAAUUUGGAAGUUAGUUUCUUUCUAGAAAAGAAUGAAAGUAGAAAUUAGUUCUUUUUAGAGAAGUAUGAAAAGUAGAAACUUUGGAAAGGAAAAAAUUGAGAUUUCUGAAUUCUCAUUAAAAAAAUUUUGUGGA